Messenger RNA from Trypanosoma grayi, 624 nucleotides. RefSeq names its product leucine-rich repeat protein (LRRP). The record is from RefSeq and is a predicted model, not a curated record. The transcript has a single exon. The coding region runs from base 1 to 624 and encodes 207 amino acids. NCBI's taxonomy places the organism in Eukaryota, Euglenozoa, Kinetoplastea, Trypanosomatida, Trypanosomatidae.
AUGAAAUUCCUCCCCAUGGAUGAACUGUGCGGUAUUUGCGAGAUCCAUAUUGUUGGGAAGGAGCUUGGAGUCGACGAAAUCAAGGCUCUCCACACAUCUCAAGCGCUUACCCGAAUAAACAUUUCCAAUUGCAGUGGCGUCUGUGACGUGCAGCUUCUAGCUGACUUGAAGCAAAUACAGGAGCUGCACUUGGAAGUUGAUGGUGAGAUACAGAACAUGACCUCACUCAGCCAACUAGCAGAAGUGAGAAGACUAUUAUUGAGCAGCGGAAUCAUACAGGAUAACGAUGAGCGCUGUCUGGGCUUCCUCCAACAGUUGGAGGAACUCUCUCUUCAAAACUGCUACCGGGUUCCAAGCUGUCAGCGUAUCGGUCAACUUCCACUCCUUCGGGUGCUUGAUCUGAGCUUUACUGGCGUCACCGAUGAAGAACUGAUGGGCCUCAGUACGAGUUGCAGUCUUGUGAAGAUUGGACUCUGGGAGUGCAGUGACCUUACAGAUGUGUCUUCUCUCGCAUCCAUCGAGGCCCUGGAAGAGGUGGAUCUGUCUGAUUGUGAAGGUCUGAAGAUUGUUGGUGCCCUUCAGAGGGUACCUAGACUAUAUUGCCUUUUGAAGAGGCAAUGUUAA